ACCAACAAGUGGUUGAUUCAGUUAAAAUUUCAACGUAGUCAGUGACCCUCCAUACUCCGUACAAUACUACAUACUUAAAGUUCUUCGCUCCACCACCGGCCGGCCUUUGCAUUAUCAUUAUCUGCUCGAGGCCCCUUCCCCCCCUUUUCGAUUAUUCGAUGAUAGGAGAUUAGCACAAUGCACCUGUACUUAUCUUGAACCACCGAUCUACAACGUAUAAAGCGUGUGACUUUAGGAAUCAUGGAGCUCCAGGCAGACGAUUUCCAUCACCCUUUUUCGCCGUACGACAUUCAGCUCCAGUUCAUGCGGGCCCUAUACACUUGUAUCGAAAAGGGUAAUGUGGCUGUGUUUGAGUCUCCUACUGGCACUGGAAAAUCUUUGAGCAUAAUAUGUGGUUCAUUGACCUGGCUACGGGAUCAUAAGCGCAAAGCUUUCCAGGAGACUAUCAACAACACUACUUAUGAUGACGGGGAACCGGAAUGGAUGCUGGAGUAUGCGAAACGUGAAUCCAGUCGCGCUAUUUCUGAAAGGAGGAAAAAUCUUGAGAUACGACUAGCAAAUGCAAGACAGGAAGAAGAGAAGCAGAAGGCUACCCUGGAGAGCUCGGACGCACCCCGUAAAAGACAGAAGCUCGGCGUGUCAUCUAGAGCUCCAGAUGGACUAAUUGCAGAUGAUUUCGCCUUGGAUGACUACAAUAGUGAAGGCGAAGAGGAAAGCUCUCCGCGGAAACGAGGGAAUUAUUCCAGUGACCUGUCUGCCGGCACGUUAGAGUUAUUGGAGCGUUUCAAACACAAUAUCUCAAAACGGUCCGAGAAAGAUAAAGAUGACGGGGAUGAGGAUGUCAGAAUAUUCUACUGUUCGAGGACACAUUCUCAACUGACACAAUUCGCAAGGGAAUUGCGGAGAGUCAAUAUGCCGUCGAGCCUGCCAAAGGAUUUUAGCGAAGCCUCCACAGAUACGUAUGGGCUCGAGGAAGGUAUAAAACACUUGUCUCUCGGGUCUCGAAAAAAUCUAUGUAUAAAUCCUCGAGUGUUUUCCUUGGAGAAUGUAACAGCAAUUAAUGAACGCUGUUUAGACCUGCAGCAACCAGGUGUUGCUGCAAAACAGAAAUGCCCGUUCCUGCCAUCAAAUGAGAAGGGCACGCAAGUUUUGCAAUUUCGAGAUCAUGCUCUAGCAACAGUUAAAGACAUUGAAGAUAUGGGCAAACUAGGAAAGAACAUUGGGAUAUGCCCCUACUACGCAUCUCGCUCAGUCAUUCAACACAGUGAGAUUGUGACGCUUCCAUAUCCUCUGCUGCUUCAACGCUCGGCUAGAGAAGCCCUUGACUUAUCUGUAAAGGGCCAUGUCAUUAUUAUUGACGAGGCUCAUAAUCUCAUGGAUGCUAUAUCCAGCCUCCAUUCGGUGACAAUCACACUUUCGCAGCUGCAAGCCUCUAUAUUUCAAUUGACAACAUACGCACGAAAAUUCAAAACUCGAUUGAAAGGAAAGAACCGGAACUAUGUUGCACAGGUCAUCCGACUUGUUGCAUCAAUUUCUGACCAUCUUCGGGCAAUUCUCGAAAGAAACCAAGCUCCUGAAGGCCCUGUCCAGCCCUCAGACCUCAUGUCUGGGAAAGGCGUUGAUCAGAUCAACCCCUACAAGUUAUGCCGAUACUUGCAGGAGAGCAAGUUGGCAAGGAAGGUUGAUGGGUAUGUUGAAUUUUCAAAGGAGCAAGAAGACCGCCAAGCAGGUAGAAAACCUUCUACUCCGGUCUUAUUUCAUAUUCAGAGCUUCCUUCUACCAUUGAUGAACCCGUCAGCCGAGGGGCAGUUGUUUUAUCAAAAGAUCCAAGGCGACAUCCAGUUAAGAUAUAUGCUUCUUGACCCAAUGAAUCAUUUCCGCGAAAUUGUUGACGAUGCGAGGGCUGUUAUAUUAGCUGGCGGAACUAUGUCCCCUAUGACCGACUACUUAAACCAUUUGUUUUCCUAUCUGCCCUCGAGUCGCCUGGACACCUUUAGCUAUGGCCAUGUCAUCCCGCCAGAAAAUCUGAUCGCACAUGUGCUAAAUAAGGGAGUUAUUGGCACGGAAUUUGACUUCACCUUUGAUACACGGGAUUCGGAGAGAAUGAUAAUUGACCUGGGACGAACAAUGGCCGCCCUAUGCCAGGUUAUCCCAGACGGUGUCGUUGCUUUUUUCCCAAGUUAUAACUAUCUAAGUCAAGUAUUGAGUAUAUGGAAAAGAUCCCUUGUAGGAGAGAAGGCCCAGACAGUCUAUAACCUAAUCGAGCAGAAAAAGAAUAUUCUGCAUGAGUCACGAGAUAUGACUAUGAGCACCGAGGAGCUUUUGGGAGCAUACGCAAAUAUUGUUAGGUUGGGGAAAGGGGCUUUACUUCUUUCUGUCGUCGGUGGGAAGCUGUCAGAGGGUAUCAACUUCUCUGAUGAAUUAGGAAGAGGUGUCCUGAUCGUUGGCCUGCCCUUCCCAAACAUACGCAGCGCAGUUUGGCAAGCGAAAGUCCAGUAUGUUGAGCACAAGGCUUACAAAGAAUGCUCAGGCUCUGAGGCAAGCCGGCAGUUGGCAGCAAAAGCUGCAGGAAAGGAUUUCUAUGAGAACUCUUGCAUGCGGGCAGUUAACCAGUGUAUUGGACGAGCUAUUAGACAUCGCAAUGAUUACGCUGCCAUCAUUUUGAUAGAUAAACGAUACGAUAAACCCGUCAUACAAGGGAAACUGCCCGCUUGGAUCAAACAGAGCAUGGCGAGCAGUUCCGUUCUGCGGCCAACUGGGGCAACAAUAGGAAGUCUUUCAAGGUUUUUUGCGGCACGGAGGGCAAGGCAAAUAAAGUAAAUGUUCAUGAAAA
Aspergillus alliaceus is the source of this 2833-nucleotide messenger RNA. RefSeq names its product DNA helicase (gene chl1). The record is from RefSeq and is a predicted model, not a curated record. Gene Ontology annotation, molecular function: ATP binding; DNA helicase activity; hydrolase activity, acting on acid anhydrides, in phosphorus-containing anhydrides. Lineage: Eukaryota; Fungi; Ascomycota; Eurotiomycetes; Eurotiales; Aspergillaceae. Gene Ontology annotation, biological process: nucleobase-containing compound metabolic process; establishment of sister chromatid cohesion. The transcript is spliced from 9 exons. Gene Ontology annotation, cellular component: nucleus. Bases 241 to 2820 code for a protein of 859 amino acids.